Molecule: messenger RNA, 279 nt
Organism: Dictyostelium discoideum AX4
Lineage: Eukaryota; Evosea; Eumycetozoa; Dictyosteliales; Dictyosteliaceae
Exons: 1
Coding region: 1-279 (92 amino acids)
Source: RefSeq, a predicted model, not a curated record
AUGGUCUCUAGAAAUAAAAAUAUUAAAAAUUUUUUCAAAAGAAAAAUAUCAAGAUCAAAAAUAUUGUGUCAAUAUAAUAAAACAAAAUUUAAAAAUUUUUAUAAUUAUAAAUUUAUAAUUAAAAUAAAAGAUGAUCUAAAAAAUCAAGAAAUUAUAGAAAAUCAAGAGGUUUCAGAAAAUGAAUAUAUCAAUUUUAAACUCUAUGAAAUAGAAGAUACACAAAUUGAAUUAUUGAAUAAUUUCUAUGAAGCAAAUCCAGAAUUUCUAAAUUAUGGUUAA